Molecule: messenger RNA, 7865 nt
Organism: Linum trigynum
Lineage: Eukaryota; Viridiplantae; Streptophyta; Magnoliopsida; Malpighiales; Linaceae
Source: the annotation of a GenBank genome assembly
UGACUCUCUCUAAUUUAAAUUCCCUCUCCCUUCUCUCUAAAAACUCUAUUAUCUUUUCUUCAGGGCUGCCGCCGACACCUCUAGGUGUUCGGUGGUGGCCCAAUCCUCCAUUUUCGUUUUCGUUCAUGCUUUAUUUCAAGUUUUCUUGUGGGUUCUAUCCCUCCUUUCCUUUCAAGCCUUUCAAGCCCUUUGUGGCCUUUUCUGGUUCCCUUUGUGGGUUCUUUCCUCAAUCCUCUUCUAUGGAGAUGGAUUUGUUUUGUUGGUGAUCUAGUUGUUCUAGAUCUGGGCUUGCUCAGGAAUCUGGAUUAUGCAGAUUGGGUGCCACUACCAGAUCUACAAUGGUGGCCUUCCUCUAAUUUGGUGGUUUCAUCGCUUCUUGUGAAUCCAUCCACCGUCUUCCCCUCUGUCCUUCCUCGGCGGUUCGGAUCUGUCUUGCAGGUGCUCGACGGAUUGUGGGUGACAGUGUCUUUUCCAGUUGUCGCGGGGCUGCGCUGCUGUUCCUCGGAAUCUUGUGGUCUUCUGCUCUCCUUGGUCGCGGUCUUCUCUGCCUCAGUUUCCUAUGCCUUUCAUCUUGGAGCAGCUCGAUUCACAGCCCUUUCCACCACCAUGUAAUCUUGGUUUCGAGAUUCACUGUGAUGGGUCGUCUUUGAGCGGCUCCCAGGAGGCGGCAGAUGGCGUUGCUGAGUUCAAUCGUCAUGGUCUUGGUUGUGUUGGACGAGCUGAUUAUGUGCCUUUUUGUACUCUGAUUGUUUUGGAAACAAGAAGACUUUCUGGGUGUGUUGUGUUCUUUUUUAGUGUUUGCUCCCCUGUUGGAUUAUUUCACUUUGUGCUAUGCUCUUUGAUGUUUACCUAUCAAGCAUGAUUGGAUUCAAUCUGUUGCUUUGGGGUGGCUCCUCUGUUUUGGAUCCAACUAUCUCUGUUUGCUCCUCUUGUAACCGAUUUUUCAGAGUAAAUGCAAGUAUAUCCCUUCGUAAAAAAAAAAACUUCCUCGAAUAGAUCAAAUGGAUUGUCAACAAAAAAAAAAAAAAAAAAUCAUCAAAUGGAUGUUUUCAUAUUCAUACAUUUUUAUAGUUUUAAUUAACCGACUUCUCUUUGACUAUUUUGUAUAGUUUUCGUAUUGAUUGUUUUGUAUUAAAUUAUAGGUGUGCAACAUAAAGUAACUUAGCUCGAAAGACACCAUGAAGUUUAAUGCAUGUUUUUUUUUGGGUCUUUUUCCACUCUUUUCUUUUCCCUCGACAUUUUACUUCUUGGAAUGUUUGUGCAUCCACUAUUUCUGGAACUCGCAUGUAACUAGACAUGCGAUUGCCUAAACAUUUUUCGCAUUGGAUUCAUAGGUGUUGAUAUAUUUCCGUAGCUAUUGAUUCUAGUGACGUAUAAUUCUUAACACGUGCGGCGACGCCUUUCGAAACAAUUGCCGAGUUUGCCGCCACGAAUGGAUUUCUGUUGCCGCAGGAGCGGGGCUAGAAGCAAAUCGGUUUGAUGUCUUUUCUUCUUCCGCCGCGGCAUCGCUCCUUCUUUACAUGGCUGCUGGAUUGCACGCGGGAGAGAAGCCUCGCGAGGGGAAGAGCCGUUCACGCCCAGGUCGUCAAGAACGGCUCCUCAGAUUCCUGCGUCUACCUCGCCAACAGUCUAGUCAAUUUCUAUUCCAAGUGCGGCCAUCUAGCGAAAGCCCACCUCGUGUUCGACGAAAUUCCUCACAGAGACGUGGUGUCGUGGAAUUCCCUCAUCAGUGCCUACUCUCAGAUGGGUUCCUCUGGGGCUAGUUCGGUCAUGGAGCUCUUUCAUCGCAUGAGGUGGGAGGACACUUGUUUCCCGGAUACUCGUACUUUCGCAGGCCUUUUCACCGCUGCUUCGAACUCCUCGGAAGGGGUUUUCCUUGGAAAGCAAGCACAGGCGCUCGCUGUGCAAACGGCAAUCAUCGAAGACGUCUUCGUGGGGAGCUCACUGCUGAACAUGUACUGUAAAGCGGGUCUUGUCUCAGAAGCACGUAAAGUGUUCGACGGAAUGCCCGAGAGAAACGCUGUUUCUUGGGCUACCAUGGUUUCUGGGUACGCAAGCGAACGUCUGGUCGAGCAGAGUUUGGAAAUUUUCGAAUCUAUGCGGAGGGAAGCACCGCAGUUGAAUGAGUUUGUCUUUACUAGUCUAGUUAGCGCUUUCUCUGCUCCAGAAUGGCUUGACAAUGGCAAGACUCUGCAUUCUAUUGCGGCAAAGAAUGGACUCUUGGCCUUUGUUUCAGUCUCGAAUGCCAUCGUCACAAUGUACGCCAAAUGUGGGAGCUUGGAGGGUUCAUUGCAAAUGUUUGAGUCCUUAAACGAUAAGGACUCCAUCACUUGGUCCGCAAUGAUCACUGGCUUUACCCAAAAUGGGGGAUUUCAGAAUGCUCUGAACCUUUUCUCAAAGAUGCAUUCCGCUGAUAUUCCUCCAACGGAACAUACCCUCGCUGGAGUUAUCAAUUCCUGCAGCGAUUUGGCUGCUGUUGUUGAUGGCAAGCAACUGCAUAGCUACUCGUUGAAGCUAGGACUGGAAACCCAAAUCUUCAUACUCACAGCUCUGGUAGACAUGUACGCCAAAUGUGGCCUUCUGGAAGAUGCAAGAAAAGGGUUCAAUCUCCUGCCAAACCCCGACAUCAUCCUCUGGACUUCCAUGAUAUCCGGCUACGUGCAAAACGGCAAGGACGAAGAGGCUUUCACCUUGUACUGCAAAAUGCAGACAUUAGGAGUCUUCCCUAACGAGCUAACCAUGGCUAGUGUUCUAAAAGCUUGCUCGAGCCUCGCUGCUUUGGAACAAGGAAAGCAAAUCCAUGGCUGCAUUGUUAAGUACGGGUUCAAGUUCGAACCCCCCAUCGGAAGCUCUCUCUCCACUAUGUACUCCAAAUGUGGCUCUAUUCGCGACGCAGGCAUAGUGUUCAAGCGAAUGACAGAAAGAGAUGUGCUGUCGUGGAACGCAAUGAUGUCAGGACUCUCCCACAACGGCCAAGGAAACCAAGCUCUCGAACUCUUCCAAGAAAUGCUACUCGAGGGGCUCACAAAGCCAGACGAUGUCACGUUCGUCAACAUUCUCUCGGCUUGCAGCCACAUGGGUUUGGUAGAAGAAGCUUGGCAACACUUCAACACAAUGGUCAACGAAUUCGCCAUGGUUCCUACCUUAGACCACUACGCAUGCAUGGUUGAUGUCCUGAGCAGGGCAGGAUUGUUGAGGGAAGCGACAGAGUUCAUCGAAUCAGUCCCCAUAGAUCACGGCCUGUGCCUAUGGCGGAUUCUACUGAGCGCGUGUCGAAACUACCGCAGCUACGAGCUGGGAGCGUAUGCUGGCGAGAAGCUGAUCGAGUUGGGAUCAAUGGAGUCGUCUGCUUAUGUGAUAUUGUCGAGCAUCUAUAAUGCUCUGGGGAGGCGGCGAGAUGUGGAGAGGGUGAGGGGUGUGAUGAAGACUCGUGGCGCCACUAAGGAUCCUGGGUGUAGCUGGAUUGAGCUGAAGGGGGUUGUUCAUGUGUUCGUGGUGAGGGAUGGGAUGCAUCCAUGGGUUGAUGAAAUCCGAGAUGGAAUUCGUCGAUUGUUGAAGCAUAUGGAAGAUGAUGAAGGCUAUCAUCCUGCAUUCGAUUUAGUACUUGAUCAAGUUGGUUAAGGAUUCUUCAAUCCUACUACCAGUUCUUCCCCACCUUGGCUCUGUUAGGUGAAAAUGAAAUUGCUAACCAAAUCCAGUAUUUGUAUUUAUCAAGUAGUCAUUUGUGUCUAUUAACAUUUUCGAUUGGGUUUAAUCCUUACUGGAAUCCUACUGCCACAAAAGCAAGAUGGGCCUCUUGGAGUUUGCUUUCUGUUUGUUGUUUGGUGGCUGGAUUGGUGAACUCCAGUUUGACAAGAUCAUUCCAGGGGCAAGAAUUUAAGAUAAGGCCUUAGUACCUACCAUUGGUCCAUGUCCGGGUGGUCUGCCUUUGAAAAGGCAUCCCCAGCCAACCAGCUCCACGAACUAAAACUGAGACUACGGCUGACAAGACUGCUAACUAUCAUGACCAUGCUUCGGUCAGUUUGCCUUCCAUGCUGAGAUCUUCCUCUUUUGUGAUUCACUUUAAGUUGUCUUUGAUUGUAUUUUGCCUGUUUGGUAGGCAAUUGCCUGCUAGGAUUGCAAUUGCACAAACCAUCACCGAAGACAGUGUUUGGUUGAUUUGUUCAGGUUAAUUUUCUGUCUUAUUUCCAUUGUUAUUUCUUUGGCUCUUCUAUUUUUGUUACUUAGAUUAUCUCUAAGCUUGCAUUGCCCGGCAAGUGCAUUAUACUAUUUAUAUCGUCAAAUUCAACUAACUUUUGAUUUGGGGUUAAUUCAAUCGGCAACAGCUCAAGGUCAAGGACACAUGGAAAAAGGGUUCUUUUGAUGAUGAAUGAUGGUGAUGGAAAUUGACUAUAUAUGACAGGGAGUAGGCAAAUAAAAAAAAUACAGAUCUGACCUGAGCAAAAAUGGAGCUCUGGGACUGAACGGUUUCCGGAAUGUCUGAAAGUGCCCAUGAUUCAAUCUGUUCCAGGUAAAGAUUUCUAAAUUUGGAGAGUAAACUGCGUUCAAUUCAGUUUUAGAUAUCUUAAUUUUGCUCAUCAUACCAGCAGCUCUCAAUUUUGGAGAGUUCCUGCUUUCUUUACCAAGCUCAGAAGUUCAAUUAUGCUCUCUCUUCAUUGGGUUAUCAGUUAGUGUUCUUUUCAUUUGGGAACCUUUCAGUUGAAGCUAGGGCUCUUUUAUUAAAGAUUGAACAUUUUUGUUUGUAAUGAAAUGAAAAUUACAAUUGAUUUUGAUUUGAUUACGAAUACAUGCUUUGCAAUUAAGUCAUUCGUUGGGAUUCCCCAAUAAUUGCUUUUCUUGGUUGUUUAGUUGGUUUAAAAAUGAAAAUUGAAAACAAUAUAAGAGGGUGCUUAAUGCUUUUGUUGCCGAGUCAUCUCGAUGGUUGCUUGCAGGAAGCAAGCAGCCAACUUUGUUAUGUUUUGUCAUUAUUCUAAACUGCUCUACUGCUAAGACACCAGCUAGAAGCUUGCAUUAUCAAUGAAUUGUUCAUUUCACCUAUAUCUUUUGCUUUUGUGAAGCUGGCUUUUGAAAUGCGCAGCGACUGCAAAACUUGGCAGUAUUAAAACAAUUUGUAGAAUCGCACUUGGUUUAGUGUUCAUUGGGCCUAAAAAAUGCAAAGAAUAGAUAGAUCUUUGGUAGUAUGCUUUUCUCUUGCUGCAAUUUGUGUUGAGUUGCAGACUUUGUUUUUCCUUUUGUAAUCUCCUUUUAAAAUUAAUAAAGUGGUUCACCAUUAUAAAAAAAAUGAUCGAGAAGGAUGGGUACAUACUUACAUAAACAAAGGAUGAAUCCACACCAAGCUGGAAUGAACAAUUAUUAAGGAUUAAGAGUUUGUUUCUUGUGCGAUGAGUUUGUUGUGAGCUGUUUGAAACUCUUUAGAAGACUAUAAUUGCAGUUUACUUUGUGAUGAUGCAUGAAGUUAGGGGAUUUAUGCAGGCUUUAAUUAGUGUAAUUUGAGAAGCAAGUGUUUUCAUGCCAGUUACUUUUCAUGGGAUGCUACCAGUUCAUUUUUUUUCUACAAACAUAUUUUAGCAUGUUUUAGGAACCUUUGGCAGGCAAACUUCCUCGGUGAUUUUUAUAGAAUUUUAUGCUGGUCUUUGUUUAGGUUCUAGAAUCCUAUGAUUAUACAAUCUUGCCUUCAAUGAGUGUCUCUUGCAAUGUCAUUUUUUACUACUUGGUUCUUUUAGUUCAUUUGUAGCAUUAUUUGAGUUGUGCUCUUUGUCUUUUUUUUGUUUUGUUUAUUUCAUGCCUUUCUUCAGUGGUAUAGAAUCUAUAGUUUCGUUGUCACUUUUUUCAUUCCUCUGUUUGUAGUGUCCUUUCCAUCAACCUGUUGUUGGCUUCUGAUGGCAUUGCGCAGCUGUUUCUAUUCGAUUUGGUAUCCUCUAUUACAGAUUCAAUCGAGUUCAUGAUAAUGGACUCACUUACUAGCUGUACAUGCAGGAGAAAGAUGCAGUAGCAUUCCAAGGUAACGGUAAUGGGAAGAGGUUGCUUCAGAAGGAUUUCUCAUUCAUCUCAGAAUGCAUCCAUAUGUUGGUGCUGCUGAAACUGUUCCUUUUGUUUCCUUAUAAUUAGUCUGGAUUAGUUACAUGGGUUUAUUUCUGUUCCAAAUAUGACAUUUUCAUGACUGCAAGAAUGUCCAUAGGAAUGAUGGUGGACUUUAUUGGAGGCGCUUGCCAAUAAGAGGAACAAAUCCAAAGAAACAACCAAGGUUUGUUCUACUCUUCUUGCUUUUGCACGAGUAGGGAGACCCAUUGCUUUAAAAUAACCACCAUUGGCAAUGCACCAUUGAUUAGUUUUUGAAUCCUACUUACGGUCAACUUUAGUUUUCUAUUAACCUUCCUGUCGUUUCCUCCAAAUACUAUUUCUAUUAACCUUCCUGUCGUUUCCUCCAAAUACUAUGGCCGCUUUUCUACUACUAAGCAUUGAUUUCCUGACAAUAUCAUUCUAACUUCAUUACCUUUGUUGCCUUCUUGGAGUGUACCACGUCACAUAACAUAUAUGUACUCUUUAAACACUCGCUUUACUUUUUUGUUGUUUGACCAUAUUGAUCUUCCCAUCAGUUCACUGUUUUUCUUUGUUCUGUGAUGCGGUUUUUAAUUGGUAUCAAUUUUUAUAUUAGUGCCUUUGCUAUUCUUCUUCGUCAUUUGGUUUUGAUUUGAGAUGGAUGCUUGCUAAUUUAUGGUACAGAGGAGCAUCCAAGAGUAUAUGAGAUGUCUGCGGUAGAGUUUGCUUGAACCUAAUUUGUCAUCGGGUGUUUGAUUCUCUUCCUCUGAAACCGUUUUGUUUUAUUUUUGUACCAUUGCUUUCAGGCUCAUCUGCUCAUCCUCAUCCUUCCACAGCCUACGUAAUAUCUUAGCCUUCUUUUCCCACCUUUUGAUUCCAACAAUAAAAUUGGUUUUGUUACUCGGCAAUUCUUUCCAGGUUCUGGUGAAUCAUUGUUCCAUCUAUAAUGACCCCUUGAAGGUGGAUGAAGAGCAAGGCAACAAUGGGGAGAUGAAUGGGAAGCUCAAAAAUACACAAAUCAUGCAUCAUUUAGCCUUCUGAAAAGUUGGUGAUUUGUUAACAACUUCAUUUCUAUUUUUUCGUACCUUAAAUGGUGCUUUUGGAACGAAACAAAUUUAUGACAUGAUUGCAAUGUUUGGCAGCUGACUUUUAUGCACAAUCAAGUAACUGUUGAACUAUGAUCGGAUAUUGGUUGAGGUAGGAAGGUUAGAUUUUUUAGAUCCCUUGCAGCAGAUUAUUUUUCCGGUUAUGAUUGCUUCAGAUUUUCACUUAUUUACUGAUUCCUUAAUGAUAUACUGGAAAUCAUUGCUAAUCCACUGAGUCAUGCCUCUAUUUCUCUAUGUUAAUUGGUUGUAUACAUUUCUCUGUUUAUGUUUAAGGAACUGGUGACGUGAAAACAGAGAUACUACAGAAUUUCCAAUGAAGAAGGAACUGCUGAUGUGAAAAAUGGAGAUACCUCAGAAGUUGGCAAAUAAGAAGGAACUGCUGAUGUGAGCAAGGGCGAGUAAGUUUAGACGGAUGUUAUAGUAGUGUCUUUAUUUUUUAUGUCUUCCAAAGAUCACUAAUUUAUUGAAAGCUUUCACUUAUUUCUUGAGUUGGUUCAUUUCUACAACUACAAGGAUUUCGAUGAUAAUGCCUGGGUAGGUUUUGGUUAAAUAUGGAGGGUAAGCAUUACUUGCCUGUUGCUUUGGCAACUUAGUCAAUUUGUUGUGUUUAUGCUCAUGUCUCUGGAGCUCUAGCUAGGGCUGUGUUUGUUUGGUGGUCUAAGUUAUAGAAAAUGCCUCAAAAUUUUUCUUGCAAAGAUUCAAUACACCCUGUUUAGGGGA